This is a messenger RNA of Trichoderma aggressivum f. europaeum, 546 nucleotides long. Its product is annotated as fungal hydrophobin. The transcript has 3 exons. The coding region runs from base 1 to 546 and encodes 181 amino acids. The record is from RefSeq and is a predicted model, not a curated record. Lineage: Eukaryota; Fungi; Ascomycota; Sordariomycetes; Hypocreales; Hypocreaceae. Gene Ontology annotation, cellular component: extracellular region.
AUGAAGGCCCUUGCCAUCACGGCGCUCUUCAUCGCCGGCGCCCUUGCCGUGCCCGCGGGCUCCUACCCGCCUCCGCCUCCUCCCGACUACGGCGGUGACAACGGCGGCUACUCUCCUGGUUAUCCCACCGGUGGCGGUUACGUGCCUCCUACCCCUACCCCUCCUCCGCCUCCUCCUCCUCCUCCCAGCUACGACGAUGGAGACUCUGAUGAACCUCCUACUGAUGGAGAUGGAGGCUCUUACGAACCUCCCACCGACGGGGAUGGCGAUUCUUCUGACGGUGGGGAUGAUGGCGACGAUAGCGACGGCGGUAGCGAUGGCAGCGACGGAGAACGCAGUGGUACCAACCUGUGCCCUGCUCUCAUUUCUGGUAUUGCUCAGUGCUGCUCUGCAAAUGUCCUCGGCCUUGUUAAUCUAGACUGUGUAUCUCCCAACAAGGUACCUCAUAGCAUAGAUGAUUUCAAGGAGAUUUGCGCAGACAUGGGCAAGCAAGCUACAUGCUGCACUCUCGGCUUGCUCGGCCUGGGCGUUCUCUGCGGAAAAUAA